Lasiodiplodia theobromae is the source of this 1167-nucleotide messenger RNA. RefSeq names its product C6 zinc finger domain-containing protein. Bases 1 to 1167 code for a protein of 388 amino acids. The record is from RefSeq and is a predicted model, not a curated record. NCBI's taxonomy places the organism in Eukaryota, Fungi, Ascomycota, Dothideomycetes, Botryosphaeriales, Botryosphaeriaceae. Gene Ontology annotation, molecular function: DNA-binding transcription activator activity, RNA polymerase II-specific. The transcript has 2 exons. Gene Ontology annotation, biological process: regulation of transcription by RNA polymerase II.
AUGUCAAACACCUCAUCUGUUGAUAGCGAACGCAUUGCCAGACUUGAACAACUCGUUCUUAAUCUGCAGGCUGAGAUUGACACUAUUUCAAAGCACAACGCAUCUCAUUCUAUCAACACAUCUCAUUCCGCCACCCCAGCGCCGCCAACGCCGCCUCCACCAACAACUUCGCCUCCCGAAUCGAUUGAAGACAUCCGUUUAUUCCACCAUUUUUGCGUCUCAACAUCCAAGACCUUAGCCACCGAGCCCUCACGACACAAACUCUGGUCCGAAUUCGUCCCGCAACUCGCCUGCACUCACCCCUUCCUCAUGCGCGGCCUCCUCGCCGUCUCCGCCCUCCACCUCUCCCACCUGCACCCGCACCAACACGCGCACUACACACACCUCUCAACCCACCACCAAACCCUCUCUCUCACCCUCUUCACCGCCGCCCUCCCCCCCACCACCACCACCCUCACCCCCACCACCUCGCCCGCCUUCCUCCUCCUCAGCUCCCUCGUCUUUCUCCUCAACACCUACCCGCUCGCCCACCCCCACAACAACACCCCCAUCACCCUCCCCUCCAUCACCCAGUCCCUCUCCCUCCUCCGCGGCACCAUCAGCCUCCUCCUCCUCAGCCCCGACGUGUGGCAGCACGCGCGCAGCGGGCCCCUAAAAGACCUCUUCGCGCACAUAGAACCAGUCGCGCACCCUCGGGGCCCGUUCGUCGACAAGCUCGACGCGCUUGUCGACGCGCUGCGACGCGAACUAGUCGGCACGCCGGCGAAGGCGAAGAAGCGCGUCGCGCUGCUGGCCGCCGUCGAGGCGCUGCGGCACACGUAUGCGUUGCUGGUGGCGGCGCGGGUGGGGGAUAGAAGGGAUCGGUUGUGGACGUGGGCUGUUGUCAUUCCCGAGGAGGUGCUGGCAUUGUUGGAGGAGGAGUGCGCGGUCGCGCUGGUGGUGUUGGCAUAUUUUUGUGUGUUGGUGGGGAGUGUGGAAUGCGGGGUUGAUUGGGGUGAGGAGCAGUGGUUCAUGAAAGGGUGGAGUGGUGGGGUGGUGGAAUGUGUGGUUGAGGUGCUGGAGAGGAAGGAAGAGGAGGAGGGCAUGUGGAGAGAGUGGGUGGAGUGGCCGGUUAGUUGCGUGAGGAAAGGAUUGAAUGUAUUAGAGACGGCUGGCGAUAGUACCUAG